This is a messenger RNA of Klebsormidium nitens, 1677 nucleotides long. Lineage: Eukaryota; Viridiplantae; Streptophyta; Klebsormidiophyceae; Klebsormidiales; Klebsormidiaceae. The record is from the annotation of a GenBank genome assembly.
GUUGACCUGACCCUCGCUGCCUUGCAGCAAAAGGCACAUGCAUGGGCCUGCAAUGGCAAAGCUUGCAAGAAACUCGGCGCAAAUGGCGUCAGACAAACAACUCACAUAACUCUGACUCUGAGGGAGCUCGCCACAAGAUUUGGAAAGGGGGGGUGGAAGUGGUGCAGUCUGAGGAGUUGUGGUUCUCUUAAGGUCUUGUGAGCGACCCGAGCGAGGGGGCCCUGUCUACAAUGCCACUCCCAGCAUGAAGUUCAGCAGCCAGUUCCGGUGGUUCCGCCAGUAUGAGCUGAACGAGGACUUUGCGUCGAUUUGCAUCUCUUACAAGAAGCUCAAGCAGCCGCUUUCGCAGUGCCGGAAGCGGGAUCCCUCCAUUCCCCCUCCCGACAUCUUCGUGUGCCAGUCUUCCCACAGACCCGUUCGGGCGUUGUGCACCGCAUGCGACGGGGGGUUUUGGCCCAUCUUAGGCAAGGAGGUGGAACGCGUGUCGAAGCUCUUUAAAGACCGGGCGGCGUUUUUGCUGAACAAACAUGGGCUCAGCCCGCUGUACAAAGCAGCUGUGAAAAAGAGGUGGUGGCAGAUGCCGUGGAAGAAGGCGCCGCGGCCCCCACAAGUGGAAACCGACGCUGAGCUGGCGGAGCAGGUGCGCCAGCUCGUGGACUUUGCGCACGUGAACGCGCUCGCGGUGAGGAAAGUGUGCAAGAAGUACGAUAAGGUCCACAGAACAGGUGCGGGUCGCGAGUACAUGCAACGCGUUAUGCGCAAAGAGAAGGGCAACAGCUUUUUGGUCGACCGUGCGCUUCUCCACGAGCUCGAAGCGCUGCACUCAAGCCUGAAUAUACAAAGCCCCCAGGACGAAAAGAUUGCACAUGAGCUCAGCAAGCGAUGCUCGUCAUUCGCGCGGCAGGGGGUGCUCUGCGCCGGGGGGGUGGUUGGAGAGGAGACUUUGCCUGGGCCGUACCCCCUGGAACUGAACUGCGCGCUGUGUUUGGACGUGCUGUUCGAUCCGGUCGGCCUCAAGUGCGGCCACGUGUUUUGCCGCUCCUGCGCAUGCAUGGCCGCCCGCGUCGACCCCAACAAACCGAAGGCUUUAGAAAACGCGCAGCCAAUCCGACGAUGCCCCAUGUGCCGACAGGCCGCCGUCUUCAACGAUGCCAUCCCGCUAGCGGAGGUCGGGGCGCUGGUGAAGCAGAGAUUCCCUAAGGAAUGGCAGGAACGCAAAGAUGCCGAGUCCGCCAUUGCAGCACACUAGAAACCCAGGGCCUCAACUGCCACUUCAAUCGCACGGCUUGUAAUCAAGCCAACGUAUGACAGUCGACGUUUCAGUAGGACAGGUUAAAUAUUUAGUUGCGUGCGGAACCGCUUCGCAAGGAAGUCAACCUCAGGCUCUCUGCGGAGAUGCGAAGAGUUGGGCUAGCUAAGAAGACUCCCGCUUAGACUUCUCGGUCACGGUACUAUAACGUCCACGUACUAGGAUAAAAAAGGAGACCGUUGGUACUUCCAGAAGUUGCUCCUUGUAGCGUGCUAAAGGUAAAGAUCAAUGCUUUUGGUCAUUCAAAUGAUGUAGAUCAUACGCUGCUAGUCAUCUGCUUGACUUAAAGGACCACGUUUGAUCACGCAUGUUGCUUCAGAAUAUCGUGAAUCACUGAGCCCAGUCGACCACGAUAAACUACACCUGGU